AAAAUACUGAACUUUGCCGUGAAUACAGACUUCUCUCUUUCUUGAGCCGGAAUGGGUGGAUUUAUUGGAAGAAUGAAGAAAAGGAUCAUUCUACUGAAUGCUGUGGUCUUGGGUGUAUUGACAUUACUGGUUCUUAUGCAGUAUCAACACAUUCCGUCCAAGCACGUGACACAUGUUGGCGAUGACCCUCAGAAGGUGGACAAAACGUACCAAGGUUACAAACAUUGGAAGCCAUUUAACAGUAAAAACUUUAUCACAAUCGAGAACUUAACUCAACCUAAGGUCGAAGAUGGGGAACAUGCCUUCGGGAAAGUAAAUGACACAUAUGACAUUGAACCAAGGAGCCCACUGCAAGAGAGACACCCUUUAAACGGCAUUCCUAAUAAAACUGACCAUAGGGGAAUGGAGAGAAGCCAUGGCGUUCUUGAUAGGAAUCCAUCCAGACGUAGAACACUUGACGUAUCUGAUCAUUAUGCCAUACAAAGCAGGGUUAAGUUGGGUCAUCAACGGACUCACAAUUCCUUGGGGAAGGGUCUCCCAUUUAGCAUGUCUGCAACUGAACAGAUACCUGGAUUGUUCAACUAUUCACUGUUAAAGGAAGGUGAAGAGAGGCAUCCUCUUGUAAAUCUGCAUCAGUAUCAGUUCACCUUGAACUCUGACCUCUGUGAGAGAGGUCACGUGUAUCUACUAACGAUUGUUCACUCGGCCUUGGAUCAUUUCAAUUAUCGACGUCGAAUCCGAGAAACCUUUGGAAGCGUUCGUAAUGCGUGGAAUAAAACAGUCGUCCUUGUUUUUACCGUCGGCGUUUCAGAUGAUGAAACACUUCAAACCAGUGUCGUAAGAGAAGCUAAUGAAUUCAAAGACAUAAUUCAAGGUAAUUUCAUUGAUGUGUAUAGAAAUCUGAGUAUAAAACACAUAAUGGGUUAUCACUGGAUGCUGAACCAUUGUCCUGAAGCAGCCUUUGUGUUGAAGAUGGAUGAUGACAUGUUUAUGAACCCAUAUGUGAUUGUCAAGUAUCUCACUCAGCUGAAGGAACCUACCAAUCAGAUGAUAUGCACGGUGUUUAAGGGGUUUAUCCCACAAAGGAAACAAAAUCAUAAAUAUCAUGUUCCUAGAACAAUGUAUCCUUUUGAUGUCUGGCCUGAUUUCUGUCAGGGAUUUGCUUACAUUGUAUCCCGGGAUCUGUUGUCCAAGCUUUACGAUGCUUCGUCUGAUACGCAUUUUGUUGUCAUGGAUGACGUGUAUGUGACCGGAAUACUGAGAUCCCUCACUGGAAUAAAGGCCAGCGGAUUUGGAACCCUCAAAACCCACUGCAAUAGGGAGAGAAACAUCACGAUUUCCCAAUUAAACAGUGUCGGAGUCAUCAUAUCGUAUACGACCUAUAUAAAGCAUGUGUUUAAGACGUGGAAUUUGAUUAGCAUAUAUACCGAUGGUUCGUACCAUUCGUCAGAGGAUGACAAGAGUAGUUUUAUAAAACUUUGUUAAAGAAUUAACGAGGAGUUCUUUCCCACUCUUGUGUGUCACGCAGUGGUGAGAAACCAGGGUUCUCACAGCGAAGGGCGGAGUUUUUUAUAUAUGAAUAAUACGUGAAUUACGAUGUACAAGAAGUUGUUGCAUAGCAUGGAAUCUAUGAAUAAUAACCACAGUUUGAAUGGUUUGAGAUCAGUGCACAGAUGUUUAACACACUAUAUUAUGCGCGCACUGGGACGUGACUCUCUUCCAUGAUAUGACGCUGGGAGAUGGCUACCUGUACAUUGUUAUCAGUACACAUAACAACAACCCUCGUCGUGAAUGUGACUGUGAUCCAAUAUAGGCAUUAAUAAGGUACACACCAUUUGAUAUUCACGGAGGCUCCUGUAUGUUGUAGAGGCAGGAUAUUAUGUCAGACAUGGUGAAAUAGAAGGUCCCCAGCUGUACUCCAAGCAGAACAGUAAUGACUGGUGCUUUUUGACAUCGGUCGUCCAACCAUGGACACACCAAAUCGGUAGCCGAAGGGUGAAUACGUUCGUUCGCACACCGGAGGCCUCGGCUCGAUUUCCCACACUGGAACAAUUUGUGAAGCCAUUUUAGCAAUUUCUUCUGUUGCUGGCAUGUUGCUUAAACGGCGUAAAAUCAUACUCACUCACCCACAAGCUAACACCACAUAUACCAGCAUUGCUUCGUGACGCCAUUGUGUUGUGCGAUGGAAACUCAAGACAAUGCUCCAAUUCCCUCUCCCUUUCAAAUCGAUGUACAUGAAUAUAGACUAAUAACAGAUAUUUCACAAUGCCAUCCCUUAACAACACGGCCAUUGCUCGACAAAGCUGAAUCUAAAAUGUUAAUUUGUAGAAACUGGAUUCGAAUACAAAACAUUAGCGAGACACUUUGGCCCAUUUAGUUCUGUAUAUAAUACAUCAGUACAAAGCAAGGCUGAAAGAAAAACCCAGAUGGUUUCAACGUCCAAAGUGACAUUAACUAAUUACAACUCUGUUACUUCACACCUGGCUGCAAAUGAGUACUCUACUGUGUGUACAGCACCACUGUACGUAUAUUGAUGUGUACUGUGUAUACUAAAUAUUUCAAAACUUGAGAUUAAUUGUAAACAUGUGGGUAAUAAACCAAUUGGCGUGUCUCAAUA
Molecule: messenger RNA, 2617 nt
Organism: Haliotis rubra (blacklip abalone)
Lineage: Eukaryota; Metazoa; Mollusca; Gastropoda; Lepetellida; Haliotidae
Product: beta-1,3-galactosyltransferase 1-like
Exons: 2
Coding region: 52-1485 (477 amino acids)
Cellular component (GO): membrane
Molecular function (GO): hexosyltransferase activity
Source: RefSeq, a predicted model, not a curated record